UGCAGUGCAUGCUGGGAAUAGUUUCCUGGUUUCCUGCUGAAGAUCACGCUGGAACGAACGCUGGGAAUUAUCUCCAUUCUCCUGGGAUUUAUAGUACUUUCCCUUGUUUGUUUCAGGGGCGUCUAGAGGAAAACCCGGGCACUGGGCUAUUAAAUGUGAAGGAAGAGGAUGAGACAGAUGACAUGAAUAGUCAUCAGACUGAAAUACAUUGCUCCCUCCCUGCCGAUGAAGAUAAAGCUGAUAUAGUGAAAGCUGAAAUACCAGAAUAUCUGUGUGUGAGGCAUCAGCUGGGAGACCCUAAUGAGGAAACCAGUGACCGUAUCAGCCCAGGCUGUAUGGAUGUGACACCUUCAGAUGGCUCAGCGGUUGAGCACAGAGGAGAACCGUAUGUGUGUGAUCACGUGAAGACUGAGGAGGAUGAAGUUCCUAUAAAUAUGGCUACAGGUGAUGUUAAGACUGAAGUCACACUUAAUGCUGAACAAACAAAUGAUCUGUAUGUAAAGAGUCAGCAGGAAGCUGUGAAGCAGGAAAUCCAUGACACUAUCAGUACAGGUGAAUUUGCAAACUGCAGUAAUCCUAGUCAUGUUGAAAGUACAGAUACUUCUUUUAAUCUUCUUCAAAAUCAGAGAAGCAACGUGGGAAAUGUAUGCUGUGAAUAUGGAAAAUGUUUUACCAGGAAAUCAAAUCUUUUAAGGCAUUGGAAAAUUCAUACAGGAGAAAAAACGUUUUUAUGUUCUGAAUGUGGGAAAUGUUUUACUGAUAAAUCAACUCUUUUUAGACAUCAUAAAAUUCAUACAGGAGAGAAAACAUUUGCAUGUUCUGAAUGUGGGAAAGGUUUUACUCAGAAUUCAUAUCUUAUUAGACAUCAGAAAAUUCAUACAGGAGAGAAAGCAUUUGCAUGUUCUGAAUGUGAGAAAUGUUUUACUGAUAAAUCAACGCUUAUUAAGCAUAAAAAAAUUCAUACAGGAGAGAAAGCAUUUUCAUGUUCUGAAUGUGGGAAAUGUUUUACCUUGAAAGCACAGCUUAUUAGGCAUCAGAAGAUUCAUACAGGAGAGAAAGCAUUUUUAUGUUCUGAAUGUGGGAAACGUUUUGCUCAGAAGAUACAACUUAUUGUGCAUCAGAAAAAUCAUACAGGAGAGAAAACAUUUUCAUGUUCUGAAUGUGGGAAAUGUUUUGCUUGGAAAGCAAAUCUUACUGCUCAUUACAAAUUUCACACAGGAGAGAAAGAAUUUCCAUGUUCUGAAUGUGGGAAAGGUUUUACUCAGAAAUCAUAUCUUAUUAGACAUCAAACAAUUCAUACAGGAGAGAAAGCAUUUGCAUGUUUUGAAUGUGAGAAAUGUUUUAAUGAUAAAUCAACUCUUAUUAAGCAUCAGAAAAUUCAUACAGGAGAGAAAGCAUUUGCAUGUUCUGAAUGUGGGAAAUGUUUUACCUUGAAAGCACAGCUUAUUAAUCAUCAGAAGAUUCAUACAGGAGAGAAAGCAUUUUCAUGUUCUGAAUGUGGAAAAUGUUUUGCUCAGAAGAUAAACCUUAUUGUGCAUCAGAAAAUUCAUACAGGAGAGAAAGCAUUUUCAUGUUCUGAAUGUGGGAAAUGUUUUGCUUGGAAAUCAAAUCUUAUUACACAUCAGAAAAUUCAUACAGGACAGUAAGUAUUUUCAUGUUCUGAAUGUGGGAAAUGUUUUAGAGUGAAAUCAAUUCUUAUUACACAUCAGAAAACUCAUACAGGAGAUAAAUUUUCAUGUUCAGAAAUCAAAUCUUAAGCAUCAGAAGAUACAUACAAGAGAGAAAGUAUUUUUAUGUUCUAAAUCUGGAAAAUGUUUUACUGAGAAAUCAACUCUUAUUACACAUCAGAAAAUUAAUCAAAUGCAAAAUACUAUCAAUCCUAUGCCCACUGACACUUAAAAUGAUCCACAAUAAAUAAAAGCAUACAACACCA
This is a messenger RNA of Bombina bombina (fire-bellied toad), 1933 nucleotides long. RefSeq names its product gastrula zinc finger protein XlCGF26.1-like. Lineage: Eukaryota; Metazoa; Chordata; Amphibia; Anura; Bombinatoridae. Gene Ontology annotation, molecular function: DNA-binding transcription factor activity, RNA polymerase II-specific; RNA polymerase II cis-regulatory region sequence-specific DNA binding. The transcript is spliced from 6 exons. Gene Ontology annotation, biological process: regulation of transcription by RNA polymerase II. The record is from RefSeq and is a predicted model, not a curated record. The coding region runs from base 9 to 1646 and encodes 545 amino acids.